Messenger RNA from Terrapene triunguis (Three-toed box turtle), 198 nucleotides. Its product is annotated as rRNA 2'-O-methyltransferase fibrillarin-like. The annotation marks the transcript as partial. Lineage: Eukaryota; Metazoa; Chordata; Testudines; Emydidae. The transcript is spliced from 2 exons. The record is from RefSeq and is a predicted model, not a curated record.
AUGAGCUGGGCAGACAGGUGUCCCAGGCCGGAGGAGCCGGGCAGACGGGGGCCCCAGGGCAGACGAGGGCCCCAGGGCAGAUGAGCUGGACAGACGGGGACGGGGGCCCCAGGGCAGAUGAGCCGGGCAGACAGGGGUCCCAGGUCGGAGGAGCCGGGCAGACGGGGGCCCCAGGGCCAAGGAGCCGGGCAGACGGAG